GCUGGAGCCAGGGCGCCGGUGCCCUGCGCUCUCCCCGGUCUUGCGCUGCGGGGGCGCAAACCGCCUCUGUGACUUCUUUGGGCCAGGGACCGGGAAAGAGUCCGUGCCUGAGAACUGGGCUCUAUGUCCAGCGCGAAGUGCAGGAUGGAGAACAAGGCGCUGCUGCUAGCUGUCGCUCUGUGGUUCUGCGUGGAGACCCGAGCCGCCUCUGUAGGUUUGCCUGGUGAUUCCCUCCAUCCACCCAAACUCAGCACACAAAAAGACAUACUGACAAUUUUGGCAAAUACAACCCUUCAGAUUACUUGCAGGGGACAGAGGGACCUGGAUUGGCUUUGGCCCAACGCUCAGCGUGAUUCUGAGGAAAGGGUGUUGGUGACUGAGUGCGGUGGUGACAGUAUCUUCUGCAAGACUCUCACAAUUCCCAGAGUGGUUGGAAAUGACACUGGCACCUACAAGUGCUUCUAUAGAGACGUUGACAAAGCCUCUACUGUCUAUGUCUACGUUCAAGAUUACAGGUCACCAUUCAUCACCUCUGUCAGUGACCAGCAUGGCUUCGUGUACAUCACCGAGAACAAGAACAAAAGUGUGGUGAUCCCGUGCCGAGGGUCGGUUUCAAACCUCAACGUGUCACUUUGCACUAAGUAUCCAGAUAGGAGAUUUGUUCCGGAUGGAAACAGAAUUUCCUGGGACAGCGAGAAAGGCUUCACUAUCCCCAGUAACAUGAUCAGCCCUGCCGCCAUGGCCUUCUGUGAGGCAAAGAUUAAUGAUGAAACGUACCAGUCUAUCAUGUACAUAGUUAUGGUUGUAGGAUUUAGGAUUUAUGAUGUGAUUCUGAGCCCCUCUCAUGAAAUCGAGCUAUCUGCCGGAGAAAAGCUUGUCUUAAAUUGUACAGCAAGAACUGAACUCAAUGUGGGGCUUGAUUUCAACUGGCAUGUCCCAUCGAAGAAUAAGAAGAUUGUAAACAUGAAACCCCUUCCUGGGACUGACCCGAAGCUGUUUUUGAGCACCUUAACAAUAGAAAGUGUAACCAAGAGUGAACAAGGGGAAUAUAUCUGUGCAGCAUCCAGUGGACUGAUGACCAAGAGGAAUAGAACAUUUGUCCGAGUUCAUACAAAACCUUUUAUUGCUUUUGAUAGCGGGAUGAAAUCUUUGGUGGAAGCCACAGUGGGGAGCCAAGUCCAAAUCCCUGUGAAGUAUCUCAGUUACCCAGCUCCUGAUAUCAAAUGGUACCGAAACGGAAGGCCCAUUGAGUCCAACUACACCAUGAUCGUCGGCGACGAGCUCACGAUCAUGGAAGUGAGUGAAAGAGAUGCAGGAAACUACACGGUCAUCCUCACCAACCCCAUUUCAAUGGAGAAGCAGAGUCACAUGGUCUCUCUGGUUGUGAAUGUCCCACCCCAGAUCGGUGAGAAAGCCUUGAUCUCUCCUGUGGAUUCCUACCAGUAUGGCACCAUGCAGACUCUGACGUGCACAGUCUAUGCCAACCCUCCCCUGCACCACAUCCAAUGGUACUGGCAGCUAGAAGAAGCCUGCUCCUACAGGCCCUGGCAAACAACCCCAUUUACUUGUAAAGAAUGGAGACACGUGGAGGAUUUCCAGGGGGGAAAUAAGAUUGAAGUCACCAAAAACCAAUAUGCCAUAAUUGAAGGAAAAAACAAAACUGUAAGUACUCUGGUCAUCCAAGCUGCCAACGUGUCAGCAUUGUACAAAUGUGAAGCCAUCAACAAAGCCGGACGAGGCGAGAGGGUCAUCUCUUUCCACGUGAUCAGGGGUCCUGAAAUUACUGUGCAACCUGCUUCCCAGCCAACUGAGCAGGAGGAUGUGUCUCUGUUGUGCGCUGCAGACAGAAAUACAUUUGAGAACCUCACAUGGUACAAGCUUGGCUCGCAGACCACAUCGGUCCACACGGGCGAAUCACUCACGCCAGUUUGCAAGAACCUGGAUGCUCUUUGGAAACUGAAUGGCACCAUGUUUUCUAACAGCACAAAUGACAUCUUGAUUGUGGCAUUUCAGAAUGCCUCCCUGCAGGACCAAGGUGACUAUGUCUGCUCUGCUCAAGACAAGAAGACCAAGAAAAGACAUUGCCUGGUCAAGCAGCUCAUCAUCCUAGGUAGGGAGACAUCCCUGGGUGACGGAGUUGCAAUGCCUUAA
Grammomys surdaster is the source of this 2151-nucleotide messenger RNA. RefSeq names its product vascular endothelial growth factor receptor 2-like. Gene Ontology annotation, cellular component: membrane. Gene Ontology annotation, molecular function: vascular endothelial growth factor receptor activity; growth factor binding; ATP binding. Bases 124 to 2151 code for a protein of 675 amino acids. Gene Ontology annotation, biological process: vascular endothelial growth factor receptor signaling pathway; protein phosphorylation. The record is from RefSeq and is a predicted model, not a curated record. The transcript is spliced from 13 exons. NCBI's taxonomy places the organism in Eukaryota, Metazoa, Chordata, Mammalia, Rodentia, Muridae.